Rotaria sp. Silwood2 is the source of this 564-nucleotide messenger RNA. The record is from the annotation of a GenBank genome assembly. NCBI's taxonomy places the organism in Eukaryota, Metazoa, Rotifera, Eurotatoria, Philodinida, Philodinidae.
AUGGAUCAUUAUCGACAUCAUAUUGAUGCGUCUACUAAAAAAGAAUUGAUCACUGUGAAACACAAUUGUCACGGUACAAGUGAUCAACAUUCAAUGAUGAAAAUGUAUUUUCAUGCAAGUUUUACUGAAACAAUUUUAUUUGAACCAUGGAAAACAACAUCGAUUUCAAUUUUUAUUUGCUCAUGGAUUUUUAUAUUUAUUUUGGGUAUUUUAUACGAAGAAAUAAGAGAAAUUCGUCUAAAUUUAGAGGAAGAACAAUUAAUCGAAAGAUCUAUGAGUCCAAAUGAAAGAGGCGAGCAAGAAUUAGAAUGUAUGAAUAUUGAAACAAUUGAAUCGGCUCGUCAUACUAAACAAAAAAUUUCUCCACGAUAUUCUGAACGUGCUCUACAUGGUAUACUAUAUGCUAUUCAUUUAAUACUUGGUUAUAUACUAAUGCUUAUAGCAAUGACAUUUAAUGUUUAUCUCUUUCUUGCCAUUAUUUUUGGCAUCGGUACCGGUCAUUUAUUGUAUACAUGUAAUUGUAUCAUACCGUCUAAACGCAAGAAUCAACGUCGUACAACAUAA